Messenger RNA from Funneliformis caledonium, 852 nucleotides. Lineage: Eukaryota; Fungi; Glomeromycota; Glomeromycetes; Glomerales; Glomeraceae. The record is from the annotation of a GenBank genome assembly.
AUGGAUUUAGAAUUAAGGUGCAAUUUCGUACAAUGUCGUAAAGUUCUAAAUACCGAAGUUGAUUGCGCGAACAGCGCAUUUUCUUCGGCUUUGGUAUGUCCGGCAUGUGAAACAAGCCUAACGGAAAAUGACGAUAUUGUGUUCACUGAUUUGAAUCCAAGUGAAGAUUAUAAAUCUUCUGUUCUUUCAGGUCUUCGGCCGGAUCUUAUCAUAGAAAUUUGCUCACGAGCUUUAUCAUUUUGGACAUAUCAAACGACACAGGAGGCUUGUUUUCAAGAAAUGUUGUACAAGAAUUUGGAAGAAAAGUACUCUCAAUUAGAAAAGCAAGUCCAAGGAGUUUUGAGAGAUGCUCAAUCUGAAAUUACAUCUUUAAAAGUCAAACUUCAGGCAUUACAGAAAGAAAAGGAACAAGAAAAACGAAAAGCACAUGAAUUAGCUGAACAAUUACAAGAAAAACACAGACAAUUUUCGAAAUUGCAGGGAAUGUACGAUAAAUUAAGACGUAGAACAUUGGUUCCGACGAUGCAACAACCAGUCCAAAACCGUACUGGGAAUUCAUUUACAAACGCUGGAGCUAACAAUCCGGUUAGUGGUUCAAGACAAGGUGGAGUUCCUAAUCAACCUGGGUUAUAUGGUGAAAAUGGUAUAUUUAAUAAUCGUACAUGGAACAUUGAAGAAAAUCGUUAUCGUGAUCCAUACGUGCUUCGACAAGAUUAUCCAGUUGGGUCAAUGACAGGUGCAGGAAGAAAGAUGGACGGGAAUGAAAAUUAUGUUUUCCAACAACAGAAAGGAUCAAGAAGAAUUCAUUUUAAUACGGCAUCUAAUCCUAGCAACAGAUUACCUCAAAGAUAA